AGUUUACCAAGAGCAUACUGUCUGUGGCACCCCAGUCUACUCCAGGAAGUAAACAACUCGCUCUACUCCGUCUGUCGCACGCACACUGUGAGCCGGCGCACUAAUCACACGAAGACGCGGACAUAAGGAUUGACAUCAUGAAGAUUGCAUCCUUUAAUGUCCAGCGUCUCGGCUCGAGUAAGCUGUCAGAUGAAAAUGUAGUACCUUAUCUCAUAAAGAUUGUGUCUCGUUAUAGCAUAAUUGUGAUUCUUGAAGUAGUGGACAAGAAAGGAAAGGCCAUGGAAACAUUCCUGCAGAGGCUGAACAGCACAGGCGCUAACAAGAAGCAUCCUUACCGCAUGGAGAUGAGUUCCAGUCUGGGCCGCUCACUUUACAAGGAGCAGUUUGCAUGCCUCUACAGACCAGACCAAGUCAAACUGAUCGACACAUACCAAUAUGAGGACAACCAGGAAGGAGACGAGGAUGCCUUCUCACGAGAGCCCUUCAUCCUGCGUUUCAGCUUAUCUAACAUGAUGGUAAAUGACCUGGUAUUGAUCCCAGUCCACACAAAGCCCAAAGACUCUCAGAAGGAAAUAGAUGAGCUGUAUGAUGUGUGCAUGGCUGUUAAGAAAAAAUGGCAUACUGAAAAUAUAAUGUUCCUGGGUGACUUUAACGCUGAUGGUGCGUACGUCUCCAAGAAAAAGAUGAAGAAAAUCAGGAUUCGUACUGAUGAAGAUUUCCACUGGCUGAUCGGGGACGAUGUGGACACCACAGCCAGCCUGUCCAAUGACUAUACAUAUGACAGGAUUGUGGUGUACAAGGACAAGCUGUUGAAGGCAGUAGUGAAAAAUUCAGCAAAGCCCUUUAAUUUCCAUGAGGCCUAUAAGUUGUCAGUGGAAACGGCUCUGGAUAUUAGUGAUCAUUACCCAGUGGAGGUGAGCCUGAGGAGAAAACCUGUAAAGAGACCCAGAAGCGAUUCCAAGGCAGCAAAACGCAGCAAGCUAAUAUGAAGGAACUCGACUUAUUCACAUGCACAUGCUUAUAUUUUUUUCCUCAGAAUCCCACAUCGGCUUUCAGUGGCAGCUUUUUGCAAAACAAAUAAAAACAUAUUGCCUAAUUUAAUUAAUAAUUAACUCAUAGGCUGUGACUUUAUGUAUGUAGCAUUUUAAUCCUCCUUUGGAACUAUGUACUGUAUAUUUGUGAAUUGAGCUAUGUUAGAAGAUUCAAGAUUCAAUGAACUUUAUUAAUCCCAGAGGAAAUUUUUUUUUAAAUGUUUUUGUGGUAAAACAUUUUAGUGAUUUUACACAGUCCGUUUGAUAAAUCUGACAAAUAAAACUGAACUUGAAA
Molecule: messenger RNA, 1326 nt
Organism: Clarias gariepinus (North African catfish)
Lineage: Eukaryota; Metazoa; Chordata; Actinopteri; Siluriformes; Clariidae
Gene: dnase1l4.2
Product: deoxyribonuclease 1 like 4, tandem duplicate 2
Exons: 9
Coding region: 138-989 (283 amino acids)
Biological process (GO): DNA catabolic process
Cellular component (GO): nucleus
Molecular function (GO): DNA nuclease activity
Source: RefSeq, a predicted model, not a curated record